UGACGUUGCUGUGGUCAGCUCUUCAGUAGCCAGUCGAAGCUGAAGCCACUUCUUACUCAGACUCACAGAAGCCGAAGUAAAUGCAGCGACCACAGGAGAAGCCGCAGAUCGAGCCGAUCCGUUUGCUGCUUUGUUGAAGUUGCAGCUUUUUGUGACGGCCUGAUCACAUAUAAAAUGUGAAAGGAAGUAACUCCAAAAGGAGUGGGGCUGGCCAGACUAACAGAGCCAAGUCAGUGAGAAGAGUUCCUCAAAACAAAAAUAAGACAUCAUAAUUCACAGUGAUCAGCUUCACUCUCUGCCCACUCCUCUGAUCACAGACGAAACCCAGAGACGCUCAUCAGAAACCUGAACAUGGCAGUUUAUGGUGAAAUGAUUCUGUGGAGCUUCGUGUUCCUGCUGGCAGCUGCUGUGGGUCAAACUGUGAUCUAUUCUCUCACGUCUACCUGUGCUGUCAGAGGAUCCACUGUCACCCUCCCCUGCACCUUCACACCUCGGAAGUCUUUCAAUGAUGGUUGGAGAGAAGUUCCACUAAAGAUCGUCAGAGUCCGCUGGUGUAAGAACCAUGAGAUCUGUCAUCGUGGCACUCCGUCUGUGUUUGACAGUAACUCAGCAAACAGCGAUCCUCGUUAUCAAUAUCUGGGAGACAUGAAGACAAACUGCACUUUACAGAUCAGAGAUGUUCAGCAGGGAGACAGCGCAACCUUUCGCUUCAGGAUGGAAGCUGAUCAUCCUGAAGGACAUUUUACUAACACAACAGGAGUGACUGUCAGAGUUGAUGAUUUGACCAAAAUGAGAAUAAUCAGCUCCAGUGAUGAUAAAAAGUUGAGCAGAGGUGAAACCGUCACACUGCUCUGUGCUUCAGUCUGCACUUUCCACCAACUGGAAGUCACCUGGUUCAAAGAUGGUCACGCCCUCUCAGAGACUGGCCCCUCCCUCCUUCUCUGCCCUCUGACUGCAGAGGAUUCUGGGAACUACACCUGUGCUCUGAAGAAGAACAUGAAGACUCUCUCUGAGCCGUACAGCCUGCAGGUGGAGGCUGGAGCAGCUGACGGUGUCCUUCGUCUGGUACUUGGGGUGGUGUUUGGUCUCCUGCUGGCUGUGAUCCUGCUCGUACUCUUCAUCUUCAUCAUCAAAAGGAAGCUGGCAGCAGCAGAGCAUCAGAGGGCUGUGGGAGGUGAUCCGGAGCAGAAGCAUCCUGAUAGCAUCUACAGCAACAUCAUGAAGUCUGCACAAACUGAGGCAGCUCAGCAGCAGGAACCCGGCCGAGCCGUGGAGGACGUCAGCUACGCCUCCGUCCAGUUCAAACAGAAGAAACAGGAGGGCAGGCGCUUUCAGGCAGCCGACGAUGACGUUGUCUAUUCCUCAGUGUCCAGUCGAGGAUGAAUCGCAGCUCUCUCACUCCCUCCAUCCACCAAUCAGCUGCAGGAAGCUGUGAGCUGUGGCAGUUUGUGUUAAUCUGUUUGAUGCUUUAAUGAAGCUGCUGCUCCACUCUGACUUUAAUACAGAACUAUUAAAAAACCUCAGAGAGAUGGACCAAAGGUGUAUCUGCAAAAGCUCUGUGGUGCAGAGCAUGUGUGCUGUAAGGUGGAGGAAGUCAUGAAUGCAGCUCAGUCCAGACUGGAACGCUGUUGUCCUGUCCAUGUCGGGAAUAACUCACAAUCUAAUUAUUUGUUUCUGGGCUCCCAUAAUCUGCUCUACACUUUCUCUGUUAUUCCACAUCCAUUAUUUUCCCAGUCAUCUGGAAGCUGGUUUGAAACUCGAGUCUGAGUGAAGGACCCAGCACACUUCUUCUUACAGCGCUCAUUAAACCAGCAGGAGGAAAAAUACAACAUUGCAGACUUUAAACUCUUCAGAGUCUGAGCUGCUUUUCUCUGAUCAGCUCGUCUGGUUGUUCUGAGAACAAAACCUAAAACUUUAUGUUGCUGAACCACAACCAUCAUUGUGUCCUCCACAUGCUGCUCGAUUUGAGCCGAGCGAUCUGCACAGAAUUCACUUUUAUAGCCGUACAGAUGAUUAAGUUUAGGAUUAGAAAGCCUCGUUGGUCCCAGGCCUGUAUCACUGCCACUCAACUCAUUUGAUCCUUCAUCGUCUCUGUGAUUGUCACACGUUUGGUUAGUGAUCACAUGUCUGCAAAACCUCAGUAGAUGUGUGAGAAAAUGAGCCGAACCUUCACUUAAACCUCAUUAAAUGUUUCCCAAUGAGUUAAAGGCUCAUCUUCAGUUUGAAGCUUUGCUGAGUGAAACAUGAAGUUCAUUUUCCAAGUGCUGAUGAUAGAGGAGCGUUUGCUUUAUGGGGUUCAUUUCCAUAGUUCUUCUGCUUUACUCGAGCACUUAAAGCACUUUACACAACAUGCCUGAUUCACCCUUUCAUAAAAGCACUUUCUGUCUACAUUCACACACAUUCAGAGUCGCUCAUAGUUCAGUAUCUCGCCCACGCAGACGUCCCAUAUGCAGAAAUGGAAUUGAAUAUCCAGCUUAUUUUUACCCUGUCAUGGCUGCCAGAGCUGUAUGAGUCCACUUCUUUAUACCAGCACUGGCAACAUAUUAAGACUUCCUCAGAAGCUUUGCAGCUUGAUCGCAGGACUUUGGAGGAAGGAAGUAGUUCUCCUGUUAUUUUCAGGUAUUAUUUUGUCUAUUUUUAAAUGAUCCAAAAGCCGUACGAGCCUGCGGUGGUCUCGGUUUCACUGUUAGAGCCGCCGCGCUCGUCACAUCUCGAGUCAAAAUACCAAGACAGAGUCUUAAAAACAUGAACCUGUGGUGUCAUGAUGGGCCUUUGGACAUCUUUUAUGUACAGUCUGUGUUUCAGUGUCAGAAAUUCUGUUUUGGUCCAAAAUGUUUUUAUUUGUUAUGAACAUAUUACCUUUUUUUUUUAAAAUCACUUUUAUUUUUCUUCUAUGUUAAU
Oreochromis aureus is the source of this 2901-nucleotide messenger RNA. RefSeq names its product advanced glycosylation end product-specific receptor-like. The record is from RefSeq and is a predicted model, not a curated record. NCBI's taxonomy places the organism in Eukaryota, Metazoa, Chordata, Actinopteri, Cichliformes, Cichlidae. The transcript is spliced from 8 exons. The coding region runs from base 352 to 1383 and encodes 343 amino acids.